UGCAAUGUUUAGUGGAUACUAAAUUAAUCAAGUAUUUCCUCAGAACUCUUCCUCUUUUUUCUCCUCUUUUUUUGUGCUGAAUGUUUAUCCUUCAACACUCGCUUUAAUAACAAUGACGACUGACGUAAUUCACGGGGGAGUAAAACUGCUGAAUUUUUACAGAAACCAUGUGAGUCAAAGACACUGUUCCAUCAGAACACACCAGAGCCGCAUCUUCUUUACUCCGAAGAGCUUUUAUAAAAAUUGGAAAAAAGAAAAAGAAAUAAAAAAAACAGGUUGCAUCGAUGAUGUCACUUAAAUGGACUCCUCCCUCUUUUCUGAUGUUUCUGCUCAUGAUUUCAGUUGCUGUUGCCCAACAGGAUGGAAGAGUGUAUUACACACAGAACUAUAUCUGUGCUGGAAGAGGAUCUACAGUGUCCAUGAGCUGCAACCUUGUGCAUCAUUCCUCUCAAGUUGUAAAAGCUUUUUGGAGUAAAGACUUUAUUGAUCUGUCUUCAGACCCAAAGUACAAAGACAGAGUUGAGUAUAUCAGAGACACAGAACAUGACUGCAGCCUCAGACUGAGGAAUAUUACAAAAGAGGACCAAAGGAUAUACCACUGCACGUUUCUAACAUCGGCUGGAAAGCAGUUUGAAGGCACAGGAGUUUCGCUUUCAGUCACUGAGCUCAAAGUAGAAACUUUUGACAGGGUGAUUGAGGGACAUGCUGUUACUCUCUCCUGUAAAACGACCUGCAGACUCACCACCACUCCAACAUUCACCUGGUACAAAAACGGAGAACAAUUAUACACCUACAACAAACUGCUUCAUCUGCAGUCAGUUACUCAAAAGGAUGCAGGGAAUUACAGCUGCGCUAUACUGGGACAUAAUUAUCAAUCCCCUGCUGUCACUCUUGAAGUCCAAUAUCCUCCAAAGAGAGUCUCAGUGACCAUCAGUCCCUCUGGUGAGAUAGUGGAGGGCAGUUCAGUGACUCUGACCUGCAGCAGUGAUGCUAACCCACCUGUACAGAGCUACACCUGGUAUAAGGUGAAAGAAAGCUCACCUGUAGGAUCUGGUCAGAGUUACAGCUUCACACUGACCUCCAGCAGCAGUGGAUGGUUUUACUGUGUGGCUCAGAAUAUACACGGGAGUCAGAGAGCACCUGAAGUGGGUCUCACUUCAAGUGGCCUGUCUUCAGGUUACUUUAUGAUUUUGGUUGGAGUUGUAGGAGUCGUCCUCUGUGUGGUUGCCACUUUUAUAGCUGGGGUUUUCUGCCUGAGCAGGAGGAAGAGGCAGAACAUGUCUAAUCAUGAGAACGCGAGUCCUCCUGAAGACCCGUACAUGACUCUGGAUCCUCGAUUCAUCUCUUCUGAUUAUGCCAACCUUACGGCUGCAAGAAAUCAACAGUGAGAUCCUCAACAUCAUCAGUCGAGAGAGAGAGAGAGAGAGAGAGAGAGAGAGAGAGAGAGAGAGAGAGAGAGAGAGAGAGAGAUGAUGUCACGGUCGGCGCACCUGCCCCGCCUUCCGAGCGGCAACACAGAGAAGCCUCGCCGGAAUAUUACACGCUUCCGAACUGCUAUACCCAUAAAGCCCUGCGCCGGACUAAUUACGCCACCAGCUGUUUCCCAUUUCCCACGUUAUAAAGACUGAACUUGAACUUUCCAUCAGUGCGAAGUCUCGACUAGCGUUAGCUGUCAUUCUGUUAGCUGUCAUUCUGUUAGCUGUCAUUCUGUUAGCUGUCAUUCUGUUAGCUGUCAUUCUGUUAGCUGUCAUUCUGAGCGUUUUCCUGUUGUUAUUCUGUUUGCCAGUGUUGACUCUGUUUCGGUAUUCUGAUUCUCUGAGUGUUUGCUGCCUGCCCUGACCUUCUGCCUGCCCUGACCUUCUGCCUGCCUGUGUUUUGCCUGUCUGUAUUCGAUCAGUCUAAUAAACUCUGUACAUGGAUCACCA
Molecule: messenger RNA, 1925 nt
Organism: Tachysurus fulvidraco (yellow catfish)
Lineage: Eukaryota; Metazoa; Chordata; Actinopteri; Siluriformes; Bagridae
Product: B-cell receptor CD22-like
Exons: 9
Coding region: 285-1388 (367 amino acids)
Source: RefSeq, a predicted model, not a curated record